Molecule: messenger RNA, 1983 nt
Organism: Acaromyces ingoldii
Lineage: Eukaryota; Fungi; Basidiomycota; Exobasidiomycetes; Exobasidiales; Cryptobasidiaceae
Product: glycoside hydrolase
Exons: 2
Coding region: 1-1983 (660 amino acids)
Biological process (GO): L-arabinose metabolic process
Molecular function (GO): alpha-L-arabinofuranosidase activity
Source: RefSeq, a predicted model, not a curated record
AUGCGUCUCUUCAGUGCGCUUGCCUGUGCCAUUGGCGCCGGUCUCGUGGCCGCGCAGCAGCAGCAGGUCCUCACCGUAUCACCCACGGUUGCCAAGAAGUCGCAGUUUGGCCUCUGUGCCUUUAUCGAGAACAAUAUCAACUCGGCCACUGAUGGAGGCAUCUAUGCUGAGCUGAUUCGCAACCGUGCCUUUCAGGAGGGCGGCACCUCUUCCAACGUCGGCACUGGCACGCUGGCCUACUGGAAUGCGACGGGCGGUGCCAAGCUGACGUUGACAAAGGCCUCGCCCCUGUCGCAGGCCCUUCCCCAAUCGGUCCUCGUCAGCGGUAACAGCUCCACGAGCGGAUUUCUCGGCCUGCGCAACUCGGGCUUCUUUGGCAUCCCCGUCCGUGCUCAUCGGUACACCGUCGUUUUCUAUGCAAGGGCCAACUCGGCAGCUCAGACGACGUUCAAGGCGAGCCUGACCAACAGCGCUGGUGACAAGGUGUUUGCGUCGGCCACUAAGCUCGUGUCUCUGACGGGCCAGUGGCAAAAGGUCGAGAUGCAAAUCGACAGCACGACGCAGGACAACGCUCGCGACAACGCCUUUGCCCUCGAAAUGGCAAAGGGAACCAGCCCCGUGGUGCAGCUCAACUUCAUCAGCCUCUUUCCCCCUACCUGGAAGGGCACCACUGCCCGCGCCGACCUCGCCCAGGCCAUUGCGGACCUGAAACCCGUCUAUUUCCGCCUCCCGGGCGGCAACUCGCUCGAGGGCAACAACAUCGCCGAGCGCUUCACGUGGAGCAAGGCCGUCGGCGACGUCAUCACCCGGCCAGGCCGAAAGGGAACCUGGGUCGGCUGGGAUACGGACGGCUACAGCCUCCACGAGGCGUACAAGCUCUUUUCUCAGAUGGGUGCCCAGCCGAUCCUGGGCGUCUUUGCCGGCUACACGCUCGACCAAAAGGCCGUGCCGCAAUCACAGCUGCAGCCGUACGUCGACGAGGUCGCCAACCAGAUCCACUACCUCCUCGACCCGCAGGGCUCGAGCGCGCUGGCCAAGCAGCGUGAGCAAGACGGACAACCAGAGCCGUGGAAAUUGCCGUAUGUGCAGAUUGGCAACGAAGACUGGUUGUCCGAGGUAGGAAAGACGACCUACGACCAGUACCGGCUCGACGCCUUUUCCAAGGAUAUCACGACGGCCACGAGCAGCAAGGGCAACGUCAAGCUCAUCGCGUCGUCGCCCUAUGUGAGCCCCAAGAGCAGACUGCCAGAUGUGGACCAGCACGACUACAACACGCCCGACAACUUCAUCCGGCGCUGGUCCGAGAGAGACAGCUGGGCCCGCAACAACACGGGCGUCCACGAGCUCGAGUUUGCCGUCAUCAACACGGGCAAGUGCCAGGGAAGCCUCUACUCGAAUGCGUGCCGGCUCAAGUACCCGACGCUGAUUGGCGCCGUGGCAGAGGCGACAUUCAUGAUGGGCCUCGAGCGAAAUGGCGACAUUACGCCCUCGGCGGCGUAUGCGCCCCUCUUCCACAACGUCGCCUCGGUGCAGUGGACGCCGGAUCUCAUCGCGUUUGACAGCCAGGGCCUGGUCAAGUCGACGAGCUACUACACGCAGUGGGCCUUUGGAAACAACCGCAUCGACGGCAUCCACACGGUCAAGUCGUCCGCCCCCGCUGGGCCCCUCUACUGGAGCGUGGGGACAUCGACCGACAAUGCCUACAUCAUCAAGCUGACCAACGUCGAUGGCAGCGCGCACCCCAUCACGGUGCAGCUCGAUGGCGGUCUGGGCUUCUCAUCGACGACGACGGGCACUCUCUGGCAGCUGAGCGGCACCGACAAGGAGGCCAACAAUGACCUGUCGAAGCCAAACAAUGUCUUGCCCACCACGCGAGCCCUCGCGCCGUCCGACUUUGGCGCGGGCCGCACCCUGAAGCUCACGCUGCCACCCAACAGCUUCACCGUCGUGCGCCUGCCAGCGGGCGCCGAUAGCCCCAAGUAA